This is a messenger RNA of Pteropus alecto (black flying fox), 1883 nucleotides long. It is a transcript of the gene PTX3, whose product is annotated as pentraxin 3. Gene Ontology annotation, molecular function: complement component C1q complex binding. The coding region runs from base 158 to 1276 and encodes 372 amino acids. The transcript is spliced from 3 exons. Gene Ontology annotation, biological process: innate immune response. The record is from RefSeq and is a predicted model, not a curated record. NCBI's taxonomy places the organism in Eukaryota, Metazoa, Chordata, Mammalia, Chiroptera, Pteropodidae.
UCAUCCCCAUUCAGGCUUUCCCCAGCGUUUAUUAAGGGCUCCGGGCUCCUGCCUCUCACUCUCGCUCUGCUCAAACUCCGCUCACCGGAGAGGCUCCUGCCUGGUCCCCUCUUGCCAGCUGUGGGAAGUCGCCGAAGAACUUUGUCUCUCUCCAGCAAUGCAUCUGCCUGCGAUUCUACUUUGUGUUCUCUGGUCUGCAGUGCACGCCGAGAACUUGGAUGAUUAUGAGCUCAUGUAUGUGAACCUGGACAAUGAAAUAGACAAUGGACUCCAUCCCACUGAGGACCCCACGCCGUGUGACUGCCGUCGGGAGCAUUCCGAGUGGGACAAGCUCUUCAUCAUGCUGGAGGACUCGCAGAUGAGGGAGGGCAUGCUGCUGCAGGCCACCGACGAUGUCCUCCGGGGCGAGCUGCGGGGGCUCCGGGGCGAGCUGGGCCGCCUCACGGGCAGCCUGGAGAAGCCGUGCACAUUCGCGGCCCCGGCGGAGGCUGGGGUGGCCCAGGUGCUGGACGAACUGCUGCAGGCGAGCCGCGACGCGGGCCAGAGGCUGGCGCGCCUGGAGGCGGGGAGCUCCCUGGGCGCUGUGCUGGAGGAGCUGAGGCGGACGCGUGCGGACCUCCGCGCCGUGCAGGGCUGGGCGGCCCGGCGCUGGCUGCCAGCAGGUUGCGAAACAGCAAUUUUAUUCCCAAUGCGUUCCAAGAAGAUUUUUGGAAGUGUGCAUCCGGCAACACCAAUGAAGCUUGAAUCUUUUAGUGCCUGCAUUUGGGUCAAAGCCACAGAUGUAUUAAACAAAACCAUCUUGUUUUCUUAUGGCACAAAGAGGAAUCCAUAUGAGAUCCAGCUGUACCUCAGCUAUCAGUCUAUAGUGCUAGUGGUGGGUGGAGAGGAGAACAAACUGGUUGCCGAUACUGUGAUUUCCCUGGGAAGGUGGACCCAUCUGUGCAGCACCUGGAAUUCAGAGAAAGGGCGCGUGUCCUUGUGGGUAAACGGUGAACUGGUGGCUACUGCCGUCGGUAUGGCCUCAGAUCACAUUAUUCCUGAAGGUGGAAUCCUGCAGAUUGGCCAAGAAAAGAAUGGCUGCUGUGUGGGUGGUGGCUUUGAUGAAACAUUAGCCUUUUCUGGAAGACUUACAGGCUUCAAUAUCUGGGAUCGUGUUCUCGGCAAUGAAGAGAUAAGAGAGAUGGAAGGAGCAGAGUCUUGUCAUAUCCGGGGAAAUGUUGUUGGAUGGGGAGUCACAGAGAUUCAGCCCCACGGAGGAGCCCAGUACAUUUCAUAAGCGUUGUGAAACUCGACUUGAAGCCAAAGAAAGAAGCUCACAUUUUAAACAUAUGCCAGCUGGGAAGGUCUAAAAAUCUCAAUGCAUAUUAAGAACACUUGAGACUAAUGAAGGGGAGAGUUGAGAUCAAUAUUUAUCUUGGCAAAAUAUUCUAUAAACAGUUGAGAGAAGACAUUGGAGAAGGCUUUUGAGGAUAUUGUUACCAGACUUUAUGCCAUGGUGCUUUCAGAUUAAUGCUAUGUCUUUGUCAGAUAAACUCUCAAAUAAUUAAAAAGGACUGUAUUAUUGAACAGAAGGACAAUUGUUUUACUUUUCUUUGGUUAAUUUUAUUUUGGCCAGGGAUGACUUUUUCAUUGAAAGAAUAAUAAAAUAACAUUUGUUGUCCAUUGUUUAUUGUUAUUGGCAUGUACUUUAUAAAAAAUGAUUAUGAGACAUAUUUAUACUACAGUGUGACUUAACAAAUACAAAUGUAGUUUCUGUGUUAUAAUCAAGGGUCAUUUUUUGGAGAAAAUAGUUAUAUAAGUUAUAUUGUAAAAUGGUUUUGUAUUAAUUUUAUUAAAACUAUUUUUGUAAAGCUCUACUGUAAAUAAAAUAUUUUAUAAACCUA